Molecule: messenger RNA, 1258 nt
Organism: Coregonus clupeaformis (lake whitefish)
Lineage: Eukaryota; Metazoa; Chordata; Actinopteri; Salmoniformes; Salmonidae
Product: paired mesoderm homeobox protein 2-like
Exons: 3
Coding region: 219-935 (238 amino acids)
Biological process (GO): regulation of transcription by RNA polymerase II
Molecular function (GO): DNA-binding transcription factor activity, RNA polymerase II-specific; RNA polymerase II transcription regulatory region sequence-specific DNA binding
Source: RefSeq, a predicted model, not a curated record
UUGUUGUUCAGUGAGCAUUUUGCCACUUUCCAUCUGUCUUGAGUAAAUUCUGUAGCCCUUUUGUGACCGGAAAGAUACUUGAGUAAAGCCAGGUAAAGGUAGAGGUGGGUGGGAAUGGCAUGUGAUGUUGGCUAGACACGGUUGGAAAAGCAACAGGUAGCUAGCUCAAUGUAUGCCAAGCGCUCCUGACUGUAGCAUCACAGACCACACCCGUGAAGAUGGCCCAGGGAAAGUCACCCACGGAUGGUGUCAAGAGUCAGCAGAAGUGGGCAGAGAUGUACUCUGAAAUUACCACUGUCAGCUCCAGCGCAGAUGUGGGCAGCCCAGCCAGAAAAGGCCCAUUUGACAGUAUGGCCAUAGGCCUCAGCAGGCGUGGGAGAGCCUACCCAUCCCCAGCGCGCAGGCGCCAUCGCACCACCUUCAGUCACAAGCAGCUGGACCAGCUGGAGAUGGCCUUUGGACAGAACCACUACCCCGACAUCUACUGCCGUGAGGAACUAGCGCGGCUCACCAAACUCAAUGAAGCACGCAUACAGGUAUGGUUCCAAAAUCGCCGUGCCAAAUACCGCAGGCAGGAGCGUGCGUCUCAAAAGGUCUUGCCAAUGGGCAUGAUGCCAGGGCACAGGGCACUGUUGAGCAGCAUGUGUGUUCAGUCCACAGGGAUGACCUGUCAGUACUACCCUCACUCUCUGGCUCACCAUAUCCCCCGGUUCCCCUCUAUGCUGCCCCAAGGUGGUUACUCCCACUCCCACCACACAAGCUCAGCCAGCCAGUGUCACUGCCCUACAGUCCCACCACAGCCACAAUCCCCCCGCCAGCAUGAGGACUGGUACAGCCCGCUCCGGAACAUUGGAGCCCCACCCAACAACCUGGCCACACCUGUGUUCUCCCUGACCUCCAUGCCUGCUCUAGACCCUGCCUCUCACUGGAACUAAAGAAAGGGCAACUUCUAUGUCAGGAGGUAGAUAACUGUUAAUUCUUCGAAAAACACAGCCUAUUCAUUGCACUGUAGAUCAGAUUUUUUAAAUACAGCUUUUUGUAUCUGUGCAGUGAUAGGAACUAAGGAACAUGAAGAAUUUAGAGAUUAGUGAGAACGACUUAACUCUUUCACCCCUUGAAUACCUGACAUUGAAUGCAUUGCAUGUUACAUGUUCUGUGACUAGCAGGUUUAAAGUUCAAGGUAGCCUAACUGAGACAUUUGUGGGUAAUCUAAAUAGACUGGCUGAAAUAUAUGCUAUCUUUCUCCUAACAAUGUAUU